Molecule: messenger RNA, 564 nt
Organism: Dermacentor silvarum
Lineage: Eukaryota; Metazoa; Arthropoda; Arachnida; Ixodida; Ixodidae
Exons: 3
Coding region: 1-564 (187 amino acids)
Source: RefSeq, a predicted model, not a curated record
AUGUGCUUUAACGACAAGGGCACUUACUCCAUUGUCCUUCUUGCUGUGGCUGACAGCAAAUACAAGUUUGUUGUUGUGGACGUGGGUGCCUAUGGCAAACAGAGUGACGGGGGAGUGCUGGAGCAGUCUAUAUUUGGGAGGCUACUUGACGAAGGAAAGCUGCAGCUUCCUUGGGACCUGCCACUGUCGAAUACAGCCCUGCCGGCUCCUUGUGUUUUUAUUGGCGAUGAGGCCUUCCAGCUCAGAACUGUUAUUAUGAGGCCGUACCCUGGGCGAGGAUUGGAGGCUCGCAAGAGAAUAUUCAACUACCACCUCAGUAGAGCCAGAAGGUGCGUCGAGAAUGCAUUUGGCAUUCUGGUGACCCGCUGGAGGAUUCUGGAGAGAGCAAUGGGAGAAUGUCCUGAAAACGCAGAGGAGACGGUGAAGGCACUGUGCGGGCUUGACAACUUCUUGAUGGAUGCCCGCACAGGGAGUGAUGACUUUUACUGCGGGCCCGGCUAUGCCGACUCUGUAAGCCCACAGGGUCAACGGCAGAGUGGCCAGUGGCGGCAGUUAGUUGUAUAA